CUUAAGAGAUCGAAGUAGGAGUACAUGGACUGGCCUGGGUUUGACAAUUAAAACAUAUUUUCCCUAUAUUGUACCCGACUAGAGUUUAUACUUGGGCUCUAGUCGGAAUUUUAUUCAUGUUGUAGUCUGUGCGAGUCAUAAGUCCAGUCUGUCAGUAGCAAUAGAAUAGUAUAUUUCCUAGUGAAGGAAGCCCUUUCGGAAAGACACGGACAUGUAUUCCUACUCUAGUAUGAUGCUUCAUAGGCAAGGGAAAGAAGAUACGUAGCUCCAAUGUCGAAUCGGGCGAUUUCUGGUCAAGCUCUUGUGAUGUCACUGAAAAAAGUCGUACUACGGUAGAACACAACAAAUUCAGUUAUGCUAAGUUUAAAAUUUGCGACUUUCGAUACGCUUUUCCUUGGGUGUAAAAAAACCCUAGAAUCUCUCUAGAUAGAAAUUUGCUUUCUUAGGUGGCCCGACGUAUAACCCUACGUUGCUCAACUCACAACAAGAUGGAUGGAGAAUUAGAAUGAGUGAUUUCAACACAAUCUCUCAUUCCACUGAAUUUUCUUAAAUUCCUCAUUUGAAAAAGACAAGAGAUUUUAGUGUCUAGAGAUUUCAAAAACAUGCAUAUGCUGAAUUUUGAAACAGCUUUCACCUAUUUCAAAAUUCUUCAUUUCUUUUUGUUUCUCCUACACCUAUCUCUUAACUUUUUUUUUUUUUUUGUGAAAGAGCUUUUCUCCUUACUAUCCCUCCCAACCAUGAACCAUUCAUCCGUUCUCCUUCCCACCGCCAGUGCCAAACAGCUAUGGCUCCCAAAUUUUCCCAUCUAUUGUCGUCAUCUUUGUCCAACCUAAUUAUUGCCUCUUCUAUUCUCUUCCUCCUCCUCCUCUCCCAAAUCUCCCAUUCGAAUUUUGUCGUCUUCUCUCCUAUCACCCAAACCUCGCGGCUCCAUUAUUCUUUAUUCUUCUGUUGCAAUAGAUUCAUACAUCCGACCAUCAUCUUUGAUUAAGGCACAGUCUCGCUGACCUCCGCUUCAAAGAAUCUCCCCAAUACCAAAGAAACUGAAGGUGACGAGGGCAACGACAAGGUAUGGGGAUAUGACUUUACCAAUAGUGGUGUAAAGGAGUGAAUUUCUUUACUAUCCUUAGAGUGUUUAUUUACCAUCACUACGGUGAUUGGAUUAGAUAAACUACCCUUAGGAGCCCCUUCAGCCGGGAAAUCAGAAGCAGCAACUUGCAGAUCUCUGAAAAUUACAGAUGAAGAACACAAGAAAAAGAUUUUUGGCGGCAACAAACUUAUAAUUGUGAGAAAUAGAAGUUACCUACUUAAUAGUUACUUCGUUUCACAAAAAUCAAACAAUUAAUUAAUUCAAAAUAAUCUAUUAAAUAUUAAAAAACUCAAUUUUGAAAUGCGAUGCGCAAACGUGCUAAGUGUGAAAUACUACAUAAUUCACAAAAAUCCUAAAUCACUUAAUCAAUAAAGUAAAAUGGGAAUGAGUUUUAUAAACCACUUGUUCCUUUUCUGGAUUGGGUCCAACGCCAUUCCUUCCACCGUAUGAUUGUCCUUUCCCGGAUUUGUUCUUCAUGUCUAAGGACACUUUUCCUAUGGACUUCAUCAAGAGAAGUGUAUGCUGCUUAUGGAACAUAUGGAUUGCUCAGAAGGUUUUUUAUUUGAGGACAAGGUCAUUUCCCUGACCUCUUCAGCGGUGCUAGCUGAUUGUGAUUUUCAUGUCCUUGAGGAAGCUUGAAAUUUCGUUUCUCUUCCUUCUGCUUCGAGAUCAGCUGCAAGGCAUGCUCAUCCAAGGGGAUCCCGCUCUCAAUCUUCACCGCCGCCUAGACCUAUUCAGAGGAUUGUGCAUUGUGAUGGCUUAUUUUGUGCGAAAUUACAGGAGGAUGGGAUUACGAUUGCUAAUGCACAUGGUCAAGUUUUGGACGGGAACUUGGCAAGGCUGAGAUAGUCUUUUGUUCCUAUCCUAUCCAAGUGGAAGUUUAUGCAAUUCUUAACGCAGUCUUGUGUUCAUCUCGGGAGGUUUGUCGGACUUGUAUCAGGACUGAUUGUCUGAUUCUGACUCUCACUUUGAAGCUUGCUACUGAUCGAUGGGUGUGGCAAUGACGAUCGAUAUUGGCCCGUAUCAUUUCUCUGCUCCAAUCGGCCCCUUGGAUCACUGUGAUGUUUAUUCCUAAACGUCUCAAUGGUCUUGCUGAUUGGGUGGCUCGGAAUGAACGAAUGGGAUCUCCCACUGAUUGGCUGAUUAGUGCUUAUUUUAUUUCUCAUUUGCUGUAAGAAUGUACAUGGCUUCCUUUUGAUGAGUAUGGAAUAAAAGCAGCUCUUAUUGUAUAAAAAAAAUGUAAUAAAUAAGUAACCCAAUGAGUUUACUCAAACAAUCCACAACCCGACAUAUUUAUAACCUGAACAACCAGCAAGUUGAUUGACUCUUAACCCAGCCGACUCAUGACCCAAACAACCCAUCGCCCGAUUGACCAUCAGCCUCAUUAACCGGCAACUGGAUGAAUUCGUAACUCAACUUACUCCCAAUCGGUAAAAACCGACCUGCCCAUGACCCAAUAAAUUGAAAAUCCGACU
Linum trigynum is the source of this 2562-nucleotide messenger RNA. The record is from the annotation of a GenBank genome assembly. Lineage: Eukaryota; Viridiplantae; Streptophyta; Magnoliopsida; Malpighiales; Linaceae.